Pediculus humanus corporis (human body louse) is the source of this 1701-nucleotide messenger RNA. RefSeq lists its product as uncharacterized. NCBI's taxonomy places the organism in Eukaryota, Metazoa, Arthropoda, Insecta, Psocodea, Pediculidae. The record is from RefSeq and is a predicted model, not a curated record. Gene Ontology annotation, biological process: negative regulation of TORC1 signaling; cellular response to amino acid starvation; TORC1 signaling. The transcript has 6 exons. Gene Ontology annotation, cellular component: GATOR1 complex. Bases 1 to 1701 code for a protein of 566 amino acids.
AUGGAAGUAAACCCUUUAAGUGUCAUUUUAGUCAAAAGUGACAGCAAAGGAGAUCGUUUAUUAUUCCGGUAUCCCUUUUCUAGUGAUAAAAAACCUGUCAAAAAUCAAAAACUGAAUAAAAAAAAUCCGUACGCCUUAAUUUUUAAUGAAGAUUUAUUGCAACCUUCAUCUCUUCUGACUAGUAAUGUGGUAAAAGGAAAUCUUACAGGUUUGACAGAUGAAUUGUUAAGUAAAUUGUUUGCUGUAAAACCAGAAUUAUAUGAAAGAAAAUUUGAACUAAAAAUAAAUGAUGUUCGAUUCGUGGGACAUCCAACACUAUUUCAUUCUGGCUUGGAUAGGAAUGAUAGAAGUAUUGGAAACAUUCAGUCUGUAAAUCAUUCUGAUAUACCAUCUGCUAUCCUUAUAAAUACAGUUUUUGCACUUCAUUCAUAUGCUAGUCACUCUAUUGUAAAGUGUUAUUAUGAUCUUAGUAAAAGAAUCGGAACAGCUUUAAAGCAUGAAGAAAAAAGAUGUUGUUAUGUUACAAAUCAAACAAAAGUAAUGAUAGCAGCUCAUGAUGAAAUUGCUCAAAGAAUUGCCGAUACUACGGAUGGAAAUUGCGAGUCUCCAUUUGAGUUAAUACUUUGUCGCAGUAGUUUGGCCAAAGAUCUCAAAAAAGUCUAUGAUAAUUUAAUCAGUACAGGUUUAGUACACAUACGUAUUAACAAAUGGAUUGAAGUUUCUUUUUGCUUACCUCAAAAAGUUCAUCAAAUUUCUCCUGUAAAAAGAGGUUUUCUUGUUGAACCAAAUGUGAUUGAUAAGUGCCUUGAAUCGAUUAGACCAUAUCAUGGAUUGCUUUUGCUUGUUGAUCCCAUUGAACUUUUUGAAUCAUCACCUCCUGAUUCAUCUCCUGCUUUACUUCGUUUAAUUCAGUUUUAUUCUCCUUUAAAAAGCUUACAAGCUUUAGCAGCUGAUGCCGAUAUUACCUUGAUGCAUGUUUUUCAACUAACUGGACAUAUGGUGUAUUGGGCUCAAGCUAUGGUUAUUUACCCCAUAUGUGAAAAUAAUAUAUAUGUGGUAGCUCCUGAAGCUCCAACCCAUGCUUCAUCUUCCCUUGUAGAAAGGUUUAAUGAAAAAUUUCCUGGUGAAAAUUUGUUGCAGUUAAUGAGUGAAUUUUCUCUUCCUACAUCAUUAAGUCAAAAAUUGACACCUUUGGUUCCCCAACUUCAACAGAGGCAAUUAAUUCAAAUGAUUGCUUGGAUGUUGCAGCACAGACUUUUAUUUCAAUUACAUACUUAUAUUCAUUUUAUGCCUGGUUCUAAUGGACAACCUACAAAAUUUAACACAAAAGGAAAUUUAGAAUUGGAAUCUAAAAAUCAAAAAUCUAAGCUAAAUACUUCUUACAAUAACUUUUCUUUAAAUCAUGAAGAAGAGAAAUCUAGUAUUGUAAAAAAAUUAUUAAUUGAAUAUUUUAAUCAAGAAGAAAGAGACGCCAUUUGCAGUGUACCAGCUUCCUCUAAUUCGGAUGAUUUGUAUUUAUUAAUAUCCAUGUUUGCUAAAGGAUAUUUAAGUGGUAAACACCACAUAGAAGAAAUCAUGUAUUCAAUGAAUAUAAAAAGAUGUCACUUACUUCAGAUAUUUGACAAAUUUAAAGAUAUUUUAGUAACUUGUGAAAUGGAAGAUCCAGCUAUUAGUAUUUUUUACUCUCGACAUUUGUGCUAA